Dromiciops gliroides (monito del monte) is the source of this 1306-nucleotide messenger RNA. It is a transcript of the gene TM2D3, whose product is annotated as TM2 domain containing 3. The record is from RefSeq and is a predicted model, not a curated record. Lineage: Eukaryota; Metazoa; Chordata; Mammalia; Microbiotheria; Microbiotheriidae. The transcript has 6 exons. Bases 247 to 795 code for a protein of 182 amino acids.
UAGCGGCUGCGACCGCGGCGUUCGGCGGGCUGAGCCGCAUCUUGCUCUUCCUCUCUCAGCUCUACAUCUUAACGGGUGGUGGUAAUAGAGAACCACUGCAGUUGAUUCAUGGUCGGACCCCUGCUUUAAGAAUAUGAAUUGGACAACCACGGAGGAUAGACUGAAGUAGGGAGAAGCUCGUGACAAGGAGAUCAACCAGCAGGCUACUACAAUAGUCCAGAAAGUACAGAAACUCCAGCUUAUGUGAUGAAGUGUCCAAGCAAUGGUUUGUGUAGCAAGCUUCCAGCAGACUGCAUAGAAUGCAAGACAAAUUACUCCUGUGUGUAUGGAAAGCCUGUCACUUUUGACUGCACAGUCAAACCUCAUGUUACCUGUGUUGAUCAGAACUUCACAAAGCAACAUAAUUUUACAGUCAACAUGACCUGCAGCUUUUGCUGGCAACUUCCAGAAACAGAUUAUGAGUGUUCAAAUGCUACAAAUUGUAUGACUGUCUCCUGUCCCCGACAGCGUUAUAGUGCUAAUUGUACAGUUCAUGAUCAUAUUCAUUGCUUGGGUAAGCGUACCUUUCCCAAAAUGCUGUACUGUAAUUGGACUGGAGGUUACAAAUGGUCUACUGCCCUGGCACUAAGCAUUACCCUUGGUGGAUUUGGAGCAGAUCGAUUCUACCUGGGUCAGUGGCGAGAAGGUCUAGGCAAGCUGUUCAGCUUUGGUGGCCUGGGAAUAUGGACUCUGAUAGAUGUUCUACUAAUUGGAGUUGGCUAUGUUGGACCAGCUGAUGGUUCCUUAUACAUUUAAAAAUGGUUAAUGUGCUUCAGAAAGGGAGCAACAUUAGAAAAGUCCUUAGGAAUGUAUGUCAGUUUUAAUUGUAUCAAGUUUUUGCCAUUUAUAUGUUUUAAUGUACAGUAUCUGUACUUUGCCUGCCUUAAUUAAGGUUAAAUAAAUGAAUGUCAUUGAACCAUGUUUAUUUGGAAUUUGUUUUCCUUUAUCUGUAACAUUCUUUUUUUCUAUGAAAAGUGUUUAAAGUUGCACAGUUAAACUAGAGGAACAAAUUCUGCGGUGUGAACAGCCAUUCACUCUUUUGACUUUAGUUUUGUGUUCUCUAUAACUUAUUCAUAAAACUUGUCAUUCAGAAAUAUAAUAUUAAUGUAAUUUGUUUUGCAAAAAGUAUCAAAAUGUUUUAUUUUUUAGGUUAACCAAAUAAAAUAAUAUGCCUAAACUCCAGCUGUCUAUAUAAAUUUUGCUGUUAAUAUAUCUGUUUAUGAUGCCUGGUAUAUAGUAAACACUAAAUAAAUGUUUGUUGACUAAC